Messenger RNA from Gavialis gangeticus (Gharial), 4471 nucleotides. RefSeq names its product prostaglandin-endoperoxide synthase 2 (gene PTGS2). The record is from RefSeq and is a predicted model, not a curated record. Gene Ontology annotation, biological process: response to oxidative stress; cyclooxygenase pathway. Gene Ontology annotation, molecular function: oxidoreductase activity, acting on single donors with incorporation of molecular oxygen, incorporation of two atoms of oxygen; heme binding; prostaglandin-endoperoxide synthase activity. Lineage: Eukaryota; Metazoa; Chordata; Crocodylia; Gavialidae. Gene Ontology annotation, cellular component: neuron projection; cytoplasm. The transcript is spliced from 10 exons. The coding region runs from base 165 to 1982 and encodes 605 amino acids.
GGAAUUUCCCCAUCUGCUGGGGGGCAUUCGCACGUCACUCACUGCGGGCCAUAAAUAGGAAGGGGAACGAAGCGGGGCCACACCAGCCUGCCGAGCCGCAGCAUCCCGAGCCGAGCAGACUGCCGCCGGCAGCGCGCGCCGACUCCCCGGGCAGCCCCUGCGCUAUGAUCCUGCUCUGCGCGUCCCUGCUCGCGCUCGUCCUGGCCUCCGGCCGCGCAGCUAAUCCUUGCUGCUCAAAUCCAUGUCAGAACAGAGGAGUUUGUUUGACAACAGGCUUUGACAAAUACGAAUGUGACUGCACAAGGACCGGGUAUUAUGGGGAAAACUGCGCUACACCCGAAUUCUUUACCUGGUUGAAAAUCACAUUGAAGCCUACUCCUAACACUGUCCACUACAUCCUCACACACUUCAAGGGGGUCUGGAAUAUUAUAAACAACAUUCCUUUCUUGCGUGAUGCCAUCAUGCGAUAUGUAUUGACAUCAAGGUCACAUUUGAUUGACAGUCCCCCAACAUACAAUAGUGAAUACAGUUACAAAAGCUGGGAAGCCUUUUCCAACCUUUCCUACUAUACAAGAGCCCUUCCACCAGUAGCACGAGACUGCCCUACACCCAUGGGUGUUAAAGGUAAAAAGGAACUCCCGGAUUCCAAGUCAGUUGUGGAGAAGUUUCUGCUGAGGAAAAAAUUUAUUCCAGAUCCGCAAGGCACAAAUAUUAUGUUCACAUUCUUUGCUCAACACUUCACCCACCAAUUCUUUAAGACUGAUCACCACAAAGGACCAGCCUUCACAAAAGCCCUUGGGCAUGGGGUUGAUUUGAACCAUGUCUAUGGAGAGACUUUGGACAGACAGCUUAAGCUCAGGCUUCGUAAAGAUGGGAAGCUAAAGUAUCAGAUGAUUGGUGGAGAAAUGUACCCUCCAACAGUGAAGGAUACUCAAGCAGAAAUGCUAUAUCCUCCUCAUGUUCCUGAGCACCUACAAUUCUCUGUAGGACAGGAAGUGUUUGGUCUGGUCCCAGGUUUAAUGAUGUAUGCUACCAUAUGGCUCAGGGAGCACAACCGGGUCUGUGACAUCCUUAAGCAGGAGCAUCCAGAAUGGGAUGAUGAACGGUUAUUCCAAACUACCAGACUCAUAUUGAUAGGGGAGACCAUCAAGAUUGUUAUUGAAGACUAUGUGCAACACUUGAGUGGCUACCAUUUCAAGCUGAAGUUUGACCCUGAGCUUCUGUUUAACCAAAAGUUUCAGUACCAGAACAGAAUUGCAGCUGAAUUCAACACUCUGUACCACUGGCAUCCACUUCUACCUGACACGUUCCAGAUACAUGACCAGGAAUACACAUUCCAGCAGUUUCUUUACAACAACUCCAUAAUGCUGGAGCAUGGCCUUUCCCACAUGGUGAAAUCCUUCUCCAAGCAAAUUGCUGGCAGGGUUGCUGGAGGUAAAAACGUUCCUGCUGCAGUACAGAAAGUUGCCAAGGCAUCAAUUGACCAAAGCAGACAGAUGAGAUACCAAUCCUUGAAUGAAUACCGGAAACACUUCCUCAUGAAACCCUUUAAAUCGUUUGAGGAACUUACAGGAGAAAAAGAAAUGGCAGCCGAAUUGGAAGAGCUUUAUGGAGACAUUGAUGCUAUGGAGCUGUAUCCUGGUCUGUUAGUGGAAAAGCCCCGUCCAGGAGCCAUCUUUGGUGAGACCAUGGUAGAGCUUGGAGCACCAUUCUCGUUGAAAGGCCUGAUGGGAAAUGCUAUCUGCUCUCCUGAGUACUGGAAGCCUAGCACUUUUGGUGGAAGAGUAGGAUUUGAAAUAGUCAACACUGCCUCCCUGCAAAAACUCGUCUGCAACAAUGUAAAGGGUUGUCCCUUUACAGCUUUUCAUGUCCUAAAUCCUGAAUCCACUGAAGCAGCAACUAUUAAUGUCAGUACCUCAAACUCAGCAAUAGAUGAUAUCAACCCCACAUUACUACUGAAAGAAAGAUCUGCGGAAUUAUAGACUAUCCACCUAUUUAUUUAUUUAAGUAAUUUUGUAAAUUAUUGUAUUUAUAUCUUUAUACAAAACCAACCUAAUGCAUUUUCUAUACUUUGGGUGUCACCCUAGAUGAGUUACUCAGGUAAGGGAUCCAUUGAUAAAAGAAAGAACACUGAGCUUUGUGGUAUUAGAUCCCUUUUUUAAUGUCUUCUGUAACAGAACUAUGUAUUCCAAAAUGGAUUUAAUGAGAACCAAAUUUCUACUUUUGUUUUGCUUUAAUACUUGACUGUAACUAUACUGGGUUUUUUUUUCAAUGGGUUCCAUAACACUACAAUCACAAUUUACAUUAUCAACAGUUAUCAAGUUUUAACUUGAAAAUUAAUUCUCAAGCAAAAUAUACAAAAUAACUUGAUCAAUGAAAAUUGCCAAUUUUAGUACUGUUUUUCAGUCCUAUCACUAGUAAAUUAAUGUAAAAAAUAUUUUAAUAGUUAAAAAUGGGUUAAAACCUUUAAAAUAACUGUUAAUUAUUUCCUGUAAAGUCAGGAAAUGAGAAAGUUAAGUUUCUCACGAAUACUACCUCUCAGUCACGGAUGCUGUACAUGAAUGAAGAGCCUUAACUUUCCUUUUUGGCCUUUUUACGUUUAAACUUAUGGUUUUACAUUCCACUAAUAAAUAUUUAAAAAAUCAACAUAAUUUGUGUUUAGGCCACAGUCCAAGUUUUUUUAACUUGUACUGCAUAGGUCAAAGGGAUGACUAGCUAUUGCUGCUGAUUUACUUAAGGGUCAUUAUUUGCCAAGUUGGUAUAACAGGGCAUUUGUAUUCUGAUCGGUGUUUUAUAAAAAAUAAGAAUUUCUUUUGAAAGCUUAAGAUAUGUAGAAAGAAUCAAAAGAUUUUGAAAGCCUUUAACAGAGUCUACAUUUUUUUCACAUUUGCAGUUUUCUAGCCAACGUGGUAUCAAGUAAUUUUCUUCUAUAUUUUAGAAAACUGGGUACAAUUUCUCAUGUAAAUCAUCUAUAUAUCAUUUAAGGACUAAAAGAAACAAAAGUAUAGCCUUAACUGUGGAUGUAUCAACAUUAUAGACCUAACUAGUGAGUUCAUGUACUGAUAUCAUAGUAGUCAGGACAACAUAGUGCCCAUCAAAAAAGCUUCUGAGAAGUUGGGAAGCCUAUUCACAUGAUUUGCCCACACUCAGCUCUGUGCUGGCCAAGCUAUGUUAUUACUGCUACCCAAAUUUGAAACUAGCUCAAGUAUAUCACAGUAGUGUACUGAGGCUCCACAGCUUUCACUUACACAUUGAAAGCCAUGGUAAUGUUUUAUAUAGUAUCUUAUAAACAAAAGCUUAUAAUCUGUAUUUCAGUCUUAAAUAAAAUAUUGUAGCUAGCACAACAGGUUAUGUGUGUGGUACUAAUCCAACUCCCACUGAAAUCUUUGUAGCCCUGUAUGAGAAAUAAAUCAGAGAAACAAGUUACACAAGAUUUCAUAGUAGCACUUUAGAUUUUACAUACAAUGUGGUUUGUGUAUCUUGUAUUUUUUUAAGGAACUGCAGAAAAGUAUUUUUUAAUAAAGAGAGAAGCAAGGCUUUUUUUUAGUGAUAUAUGUUACUGGAUCAACUGCAUAGUUGCAAAACCAGUUAGGCCUCGAGGCACAACAUGUCCUUUUUCAAGUCUAUCAUUUUUCUAAGAAUGGAAAGAAUAUAGUUAUUCAAGCCAUAAAAGGCUGGAACAUCAGAAUUCUAUUUAAAUAAUUUUUUAAAGCCCAACAAUUUUUAUAAACAUUUUCAAUCAGGAAUUCAUAUCUAAAAGAUACCUUAUGUCAAGGGGAGAUGGUAUCAAGAAAGUGGUAAUGACUAUGGCACUGCUACAGUUUAAUUGCUUUUUUUUUUAAGUUUCUAGUCACUUUGUUGAAUUACACCAAUCACAUUAAGACUGGUGAAGUCUUCAUUUUUGAUAACUGAAUUGAGAAUUUACAAACUAAUUUAUACAAUUGGAAAGGUUCAUGCAUGUUUGAGGACAAAAGGGAAGAAAUUAUUAUAUUUAUUUCUUGUUUUUAUUAUUUUUCCUGUUAAAUGUACUGAGUGUACUGUAUAUUUAAAAAUGUUGACUGUUUCAAUGUUCAGAAAUGUAAAUGUUAAUAAAACUGAAGCUAUUCGGUCAUCUGAGAAGUUAAACAGUUCAGAAAAUGGAUUUUUUAAACUACGCUCUAUCUAGAUCAUAAACUGGAAUCUAAUCUAGCCUGUAACUAUUGGCAUUUACUGUGGUAGAGUUUUACGUCCCUCUAAGCUGCUCUAUGAAAAGACCAUGUUCGUAUUCUAUUUUGUAUGUGUGAGAACACUGUUUUUAAAUGAGUCCAGGCUAUAUGCAGCCUGACCUGCUGGCUAUGGUUAGGUUGAGAUUCUAUGUAUAAAAUUAGGUUAUUUAUUUAAUAUUUUAUAACAAUGCAAUUUUUUUAGGUUUAUUUUUAUAUAGCACGGACAUGGUUAAAAUUCAAUUUUUAAAAUAAAUCUUUUGAAAAUA